GUUAGAGAACACCUUAAACCCUUGUCACUGCCAAAGCGCCCUUCACGGACGUCACCCUUCUCUAAAACCCUAAACCUAGAAUUCGUCCCUCUCCGAAAUCCAAAGUUUCAACGCAGCCGGAUCCAGCCGCAAUGAGAAAACCCAAAUCGAAGUGCUCCCGCAAGCAAAAGGACCUCUCGGAGCUCCAGGAAAUCGAGCUUCUGAAUUCAUGGAUUGAAUCCCAGAAACCCGAUUGUGGCUCCAACCCCAUGUCUCUCCCCGCCUUGCCCUCCGACGCCCCCGUCGGCCGUCCCGGUGACACCUUAUUUUCUCCCUACGCCGGCGGCACCAGAUUCGAGCAGCUGCCCGUCUCUAAGAAGACAAAGGACGCCCUGCGCCAGUGCAAGUACGUUGAAAUGACAGAUAUUCAGAGGGCUUCUUUGCCCCAUGCGCUGUGUGGCAGAGAUAUUCUCGGCGCCGCCAAGACCGGGUCGGGAAAGACUUUGGCUUUUGUUAUUCCGCUUGUGGAAAAAUUGUAUAGAGAAAGAUGGGGACCUCAGGAUGGGGUAGGCAGCAUCAUAAUAUCUCCAACAAGGGAGAUAGCUGACCACUUUGAUGUGUUAAAAUUGGUUGGGAGGCACCAUAACUUUAGUGCUGGUCUUCUAAUUGGUGGUCGCAAAGUUGAAGAAGAGAAGGAGCACGUAAAUGACCUGAACAUACUGGUUUGCACUCCAGGACGGCUUCUUCAGCACAUGGAUGAAACCCCAAAUUUUGAUUGCUCACAACUUCAGGUUUUGGUCCUUGAUGAGGCAGAUCGUAUUCUUGAUGUCGGAUUUAAGGACACACUGAAUGCAAUCAUUUCACAGCUACCUAAAAAAAGACAAACGUUUCUCUUCUCAGCAACUCAAACAAAGUCGGUUAAAGAUCUUGCAAGACUCAGUUUGAAGGAUCCAGAAUAUCUCAGUGUGCAUGAGAAGGCUGUGACAGCGACUCCUACUCUUUUGCAGCAGGCGGCAGUCAUCGUUUCACUUGACAAAAAAUUAGACGUGUUGUGGAGCUUCAUAAAGACACAUCUAAAUUAUAGAAUUCUAGUGUUUCUAUCAACCCGCAAACAGGUAAAGUUUGUCUAUGAAGCAUUUAAAAAGCUCCGUCCUGGAAUACCCUUGAAGUGUCUUCAUGGUAAGAUGAAGCAAGAGGGACGAAUGGGAACGUACUCACAGUUUUCUGAAAAACGUUGUGUUCUCUUCUCAACUGAUGUGGCUUCAAGAGGCCUUGAUUUCAACAAGGCAGUUGACUGGGUUGUUCAGGUGGACUGCCCAGACGAUGUUGCAUCUUACAUACACAGAGUUGGACGAACUGCUCGUUAUCAAUCUAAAGGGCAAUCACUUUUAUUUCUGAUGCCUUCAGAAGUAAAAAUGCUUGAGAAAUUGAAGGAGGCAAAAAUACCUAUUAAGUCCACCCAGGCUAACCCGGAUAAACUGCAACCAGUGUCUGGGUUGUUAGCAUCUUUGCUAGUCAAGUACCCAGAUCCACUUCAGGGUCUAGCUAAAAGGGCAUUUAUCACGUACGUGAAAUCUAUUCAAAAGCAGAAGGACAAAGAGAUUUUUGAUGUUACGAAUUUACCAGUUGAAGAAUUUUCAGCAUCACUGGGUCUACCAAUGACUCCUAAAAUUCGUUUUGCAAACCAGAAAAUCAAGUCGAAGAAAGUGCCUGAAUUAUUUCCCCUUGUUGAACCAGAAAGUUGGGACAAGGAGGAUAGGUUGGAGCUUCCAAAAGAGGAGCUCGAUAUUGGUGAUUUUAUGGAAGAGGACGGGGAGGAAGAUGCUCUUGUAAGAAAUGCUACUGCAAAUGAGGCAGAGGGGGAAGGACGAAAAAUCGAAGAUAUUAUACCGGCUACUCGGGUUUCGAAGAAAAAGAAGUUAAAGAUCAAUAUCCAUAGGCCAGUGGGGACUAGAGUCGUCUUUGAUGAGGAAGGCAACACGCUACCUCCAUUAGCAAGGCUGGCUGAUAUCAAUACCAGUGGUCUGCCUGAUGAAAUUCAUGACAUGAAAAAUGACUAUUACAAGAAGCUUAGGGAAGAUAUGAAGGUGGUGGACAAGGAAGACAAGGUUCUAGACCGCCAGCGUCGGCGUGAGAAACGUUUGAAGCAUAAGAUGAAGUUGAAGAGAGGAAACACAGAAGAAGAUUCGGAGGAUAAUCUUUCUGAUUCAGAAGGAGAACCAGCUGAGGAUCGACCCCGCAAAAAGUCGAAGAUAUACUUUGGUAGUGAUGAUGAAGGUGAGAGAGAAGAAAGUAAGAAGAAACUGGGUUUCACUGCUGACUCAAUGUCUUUAGAGGAACAAGAAGCUUUGGCUCUCAAAUUAUUAAAUUCCAUGCACUCAUAAAUUUUGACCUUUGUUGAGCUUAAUGAUAUUUUCUAGUUUUUCUUUUUCUUCUGUGUCUUGAGUAAAGUACUAAAAUGUAAUGAUCUUGAAAUUUUAAGGUGAAUUUAGAAGUAUUAUACCUUUU
This is a messenger RNA of Malus domestica (apple), 2487 nucleotides long. Its product is annotated as DEAD-box ATP-dependent RNA helicase 32-like. NCBI's taxonomy places the organism in Eukaryota, Viridiplantae, Streptophyta, Magnoliopsida, Rosales, Rosaceae. The record is from RefSeq and is a predicted model, not a curated record. Gene Ontology annotation, biological process: rRNA processing. Gene Ontology annotation, molecular function: ATP binding; RNA helicase activity; nucleic acid binding. Gene Ontology annotation, cellular component: nucleus.